Messenger RNA from Etheostoma spectabile (orangethroat darter), 1162 nucleotides. RefSeq names its product trafficking protein particle complex subunit 5 (gene trappc5). The coding region runs from base 213 to 779 and encodes 188 amino acids. Gene Ontology annotation, biological process: endoplasmic reticulum to Golgi vesicle-mediated transport. Lineage: Eukaryota; Metazoa; Chordata; Actinopteri; Perciformes; Percidae. Gene Ontology annotation, cellular component: TRAPPI protein complex; TRAPPIII protein complex; TRAPPII protein complex. The transcript has 3 exons. The record is from RefSeq and is a predicted model, not a curated record.
AGUGGGAUCGGCCAAUCAGAAGCGGAGUAAGGCUCAGGAGGGCGGGACAUGCCUUUGCCGGCCAUGGAAACGCAAGUUCGCCUCCGGUGCAGUAGGUGGCGCAACGUUGGUGUGGAGACCGUCAAUAAAAACUAAAGAAGAAGAGACGUUGAGGCGGAAGGAGAAGAAUAACAACUGGACAGUCAAGGCUUGUAUAUUCUCUAAAAAAGAAAAUGGACACACGCUUCACUCGAGGGAAGUCCAACAUCUUGGAGCGACCCCUGACCCGACCCAAGACCGAGGUCAGCGUGAGCGCCUUCGCCCUCCUGUUCUCCGAGAUGGUCCAGUACUGCCAGAGCCGCGUGUACUCGGUGUCGGAGCUGCAGACCCGCCUGGCGGACAUGGGCCAGAGCGUGGGCGCCAGCAUGCUGGACGUGCUGGUGCUGAGAGAGAAGAACGGCAAGCGGGAGACCAAGGUGCUGAACAUGCUGCUCUUCAUCAAGGUUAACGUGUGGAAGUCUCUGUUCGGGAAGGAGGCGGACAAGCUGGAGCAGGCCAACGACGACGACAAGACGUACUACAUCAUCGAGAAGGAGCCGCUGAUCAACGCGUACAUCUCGGUGCCGAAGGAGAACAGCAGCCUGAACUGCGCCGCCUUCACCGGCGGCGUCGUGGAGGCCGUCCUCACGCACAGCGGCUUCCCCGCCAAGGUCACCGCCCACUGGCACAAGGGCACCACGCUCAUGAUCAAGUUCAACGAGUCGGUCAUCGCCCGGGACAAGGCGUUGGACGGCAGAUAGGGACGGACUGCAGGGGGAGGGGGGGGCGGGGUUGAUAGUGUUUGUCGCUGACUGAAUGUCUUCGUAGUAACUUAUGAGACGGUGACGUUGUGGAUGAAUGAAUGAAUGGCCGCGCCAAGAGCAGAAAACUUGCAGAUUGUUGGUUCAAUUUUCCUAUUUUUGUGGAUCAUCUCACUUCUGUUUUAUCUCGUAAAUGGACACAAUGUUUACUUAAGUUCAUGUAGAAUUUUAUUGUUCCCCGGCAUAUUUUUUUUUGCAUCACAGCUCAAUUAUAACAGAUUAACCCUCAUGUUGUCCUCAUGUUGUCCUCAUGUUAUCCUCAUGUUGUCCUCAUGUUGUCCUCAUGUUGUCCUCAUGUUGUCCUCAUGUUGCCCUCAUGUUGU